This is a messenger RNA of Gossypium raimondii (Peruvian cotton), 1909 nucleotides long. RefSeq names its product probable UDP-arabinopyranose mutase 5. Gene Ontology annotation, molecular function: UDP-arabinopyranose mutase activity. The transcript has 4 exons. Lineage: Eukaryota; Viridiplantae; Streptophyta; Magnoliopsida; Malvales; Malvaceae. The record is from RefSeq and is a predicted model, not a curated record. Gene Ontology annotation, cellular component: cytosol; Golgi apparatus. Gene Ontology annotation, biological process: UDP-L-arabinose metabolic process; plant-type cell wall biogenesis. Bases 504 to 1565 code for a protein of 353 amino acids.
UCAACCCUGUGAAGCGGGCAAACAUUCCAGUUGUCAAAGGUUGAAGGACGAACGACGGAGAAACCAGUGCAAAAAUCUUCUACUUUAUUUUCUUAGAAAUUUAUUUUCAUUUUCGUUUUGUAAUUUUUUUUUGUUUUAGACUCUUAGUUAUAAAUUGAAGAUAUUAAUUUUAAAAAUAUAAAUUUACAGAGAAAAAAUAAGCAAUCUCUCUCCUCUUCCCGACCAUAUCGUCAUCGACCUCUUCCUGAGAACGCUGAGAGCUGGAAAGUUAACUGAGAGAGUUCUCAAGUUGUUUAUAGAUACCGGUAAGGACGAGGUCUUUUCUCUUAUACAAGCACUCAACAUUCGAGUCACACUUACCCCUGUCCUUCCUACCAGAUGUUCUGAGAAAUUCUGAGAUUGGUUUAAUCAGUGGAACACAAAGUACAUUGGACUAGAGAGUUACAAACGGUUGCUUUUAAGAGGCCUAGCUCUUUGGGAUUGGAUUGUUGGUAUUUGGCAAGAUGUCUCUAGCAAUUAAGGAUGAUGAGGUUGACAUUGUUAUAGGAGCUCUUCGUUCGGAUCUGACAAUAUUCAUGAAUGAAUGGAGACCAAUGUUCUCUCGAUUUCAUGUCAUAAUUGUCAAAGACCCUGAUUUGAAAGAGGAACUCAAAAUACCUGAAGGCUUUAACCUUGAUGUCUACGGAAAGCCCGACAUAGAUCAAGUGGUGGGUUCUUCUACUUCGAUUCUCUUCUCUGGCUAUUCCUGCAGGUAUUUUGGAUAUCUUGUUUCUCGGAAAAAAUACAUUAUCUCUGUAGACGAUGACUGCCUCCCAGCCCGAGACCCUAAGGGCUUUUUGGUGGAUGCUGUUGCCCAGCAUAUAAGCAACCUUACCAACCCAGCCACACCAUUCUUUUUUAAUACUCUGUAUGACCCUUAUGCUGAAGGAGCUGAUUUUGUUCGUGGCUACCCAUUCAGUCUUCGGGGUGGGGUGAAAUGUGCUUUGUCAUGUGGGCUAUGGCUUAAUCUGGCUGAUCAUGAUGCACCUACUCAAGCCCUCAAGGCAAGGCAAAGGAAUUCCCGAUAUGUUGAUGCAGUUAUGACCGUCCCAGCCAGGUCCCUCAUACCCAUUAGUGGAAUCAACAUCGCUUUUGAGCGGGAGGCAGUAGGACCUGCAUUGGUUCCAGCUCUGAAGUUGGCUGGGGAAGGUAAGUGUAGGUGGGAAACAAUGGAAGACAUCUGGAGUGGGUUGUGUGUUAAGAUUGUAUGCGAUCAUCUGGGGCUCGGUGUGAAAACUGGACUGCCGUACAUAUGGAGAACCGAUAGAGGUGACCCUAUAGCAAGCUUGAAAAAGGAGUGGGAGGGUGUGAAGCUGAUGGAGGAAGUUAUCCCCUUCUUUCAGUCUGUAAGGUUGCCACGAGAAGCUACAACAGUGGAGGAAUGCAUAAUUGAGGUGGCAAACGCUGUUAAAGAGCGGCUAGGAUCGAUGGACCCUGUGUUUGCUCGUGCUGCUAAAGCUAUGCUGGAGUGGGUCAAGCUCUGGCAAUCAGUUGGAUCUAGCUCAUCACGAUCCUCAGCAGUCUAGGAACUACUAAUCAUGAUUUCAGUGUUUUUAACAUAUAUCCACCCUAUAUAUAUAGCCAAAUGGAUGAAUAAAAGCAUAUUUAGGCUCAUUGUUGUUGCAGACCUGGCUUUGCUUAGUCUCUCGGUUUUAGUUAUGGCUAUAGAGACGCUGUAAUGAGUAGUUAAAACCAUUGCAAUAAUCGGAUCCGGUUGAUUGAACUGGUUCAACCGGAAGCCGAAGGCUUGUUCGGUUAGACUUUCGGUCUGGUUUUCAUGACAUUGGUUCAAACUACUCGUAUAUCAUCCUUGGAGAGAAUUUGGGUUACUUUUUAUUGUGUUAAAUAGCAUGAAUUAUCUUUAUGCUCA